GGCCCACCGCGUCGCCCCUCUCGGCUCCAACCUGCCGCCGUGCCUGCUGCACGGCUCGGCGCGUCUGUCCCGACUGGGAGCUGGGGAGGGGUCGCGUCCCGCUGCUAGGGUCCCGGGGGCGGAGGAGGGGAAAUGUAGAGGAGGCCAAUGAUGUCAUGGAUGCUUCGCCCGGCCUGGGGGGGGGGGAGGGCGGCCGGAGGGGGUGCGGUCCGGAUUAUGUCACCUCUUCCCUCUGCGCCCCGCCCCCCAGGGCCACACGCGUUGGUGGGUAGCCCUAGGAGGUGCAGGCGGGAUUUUCCCCACAGCAGAGACCCCCUGGGCACCCCUGCGGAUGGCCUGUGGCUGGGGUCUCUAUCUGUUGGCGCUGUGCGCUGUGGGCUGCUGGUGAAUGGCGACCCCCACCCCCAGUGGAGGCUCGUGUGUUCGCGCGUGUGUGAGCUCCGGGUAUGUGUGGGGGUGUGCUGUCGGCCCCCCCAGUCCUGAAACAUGGGCUUCAACAGAGCCAGGAUAGUGUCCAUGCCUCCAAGGGAAGAUGGAUCUCCCCUCACACAUCCCAACCAAGAAGUUCUGGAGAUCUCUGUACCCCUAGAGCCCUACAGUGCCCCUGGAUCCCUUUCCUCCCUCAGUCCUUCUUCCUGGUAGCCCUUCCUGGUUUCUCUGCCUGUGUUCAUUACCUAUUUGCAUUGCUCAUAACUAGCGUUCCCAUAGGCAUUCACCCUGCAUUUUCUUGGUGCCAGGGCCCAGAAACCCUGAGGACUCUUUCAUUUUUGUCCUGGGGUGUCCUGAGCUAAGUGCUCCAAGACCCCUGAGAUAUAUCAGGGAUGCUGUAUUGACAGCAAUUGGACUGAUUCUAGAAGGCUAUAGGAUGAGCACAGAGAGCUGAGGUUGUAUGUGGAGUGGAGAGGAGCUCAGGUCAAGGAAGAUAAAGGAUGGGCAUCAGGAGGGACCUUGGGGACACUGCUGCAAGCUCUGCUUGAUUCUGGGGACCAAGAGGAAUAUCAAGCAAUUUGCCCUUAAUAUAUUUGCUUCUUAAAAUUCCUGCAAGGUAAAUGUGAGAAUCUGAGGUGAAACAACCUACAUUUGGUUCCACUCCAAUCCGUCGAGCUGUGAUUUACACUUGGAGCUGAUGGAGCCAGAACUCCAUCUUCUGCACUUGACCCAGCUCAUGGAAGGAUUUGGGCAGAAUAAGAACAUGAAUGGCUUUGCCCUUUAGAAAGAGUCUCUUGGCUGCAGCUCAAGAAGGGAGUGCAGAAGAAGGGCCACUGAGGAGACUCAGCAAAGGUGCUGGCAGGAGGUGCUGCUGAGAUCUUUAGCAGGUGGACUGAGUUGGACUUGGGGACCUCUGGGACUUCAAGUGUUCUAGCUUUGGGGGAAUACAGGUGGUGAGGAUCGAGGUGGUUUCUAUGGAUUGGAGAGACUUUCCUGUGUAACUCGUAGGUCCCUCUGUGACCACUUAAACUGUAAUGUCACACGCAUUGAGUAUUAAUAAGACAGAGAUAGAGGCAGAGUGUGGAAACAAGGCUGUCGUGGUUCAAUGACAUGGUUCGAUGCCAUGAAGCUUUCUUUUCAGAUCACACUGUUACCUGGGCCAGUGCAAGACCCUGACCCACAAGGAAGCACAACCCUUCCUCUCAGCUUAAUUCCUUCUUAGCAGUAAAAAAUAUCCCAACUCCUUGUCCUUCCAGCUCCCUGUCAGGUUUUUGAGGAAAGUACCAGCAGCAGUCUAAUCUUGGGAGAGGAAAGGGGAGCAGGGAACACUUGCAAGAGGUUGACCAUGACAGAGUAGAAUUAUGGCAAGAAGCUCUUUGGGCUCCAGAGAGAGCUUCUGUAGAAUGACAAUCAAGGAUUCCCCAGGUACAGCACAAGGAAAGAAGGUUCAGGACAGUGUCAUUUCUAUCUAGAGCUCUGGGCAUGUGAACCUAGUGGGAAAUAACACACAGUCUAGAGAAAGAGUGGGGCAGAUUGGCAUAUGACCAACUCAAAUUUAUGGUCAGAUUAUUUUUUCCUAGAUCUCAAAGAAGGUGGUUUUGCAUGUUUGUGCUGUACCUUACGGUUUAGAAAGUACCUUCCCAAGCAUUAGCCCUGUCACUCACAAUCAACAUUAUCAUGUCUGAGAUUUCUUCUUAUUCAUCCCUGGCUUCUGAUGCAGCCCCCUUGCUAGCUCCCUGCCUAGAUUUUUAAUUUUACUAGUGGUGCCUUUCUUUGGCAUAUCAGCACACUCAAGUUUCUAUCAUGUUUAAUUUUAAAAUUAAAAAAGAAAACAAACAUUGAGAUUCCAAAACUCCUUAAAUAAUGGUGUUCUCUGGCCUCUGUUAGCAGGGAAUUCUGCCAUUUCAUCUCUCUGCACCCCUCCACUCCUGUGGUCUGCUUUUCCCUUGUACUACUUUUCUGAAGCCAUUCUUACUGACAUACACCAGUGAUAUCUUCAACUGCCAAAUCCAGGGCACACUCUGUAAUCCCAAUUUUUACCUGUCCCUUUUCUUUUUAACCCUGCGAGCUGCCCCCACGUCCCCUGUUUUUCUUUCUUUUUUGAGAUGGAGUCUCGCUAUGUCACCAAAACUAAGACUGGUAUUAAACUCCUGGGCUCAAGAGAUCCUCUUGAGUAGCUGCGACUGUAGGUGUACACCACUGCAUCUAGCUUGGCCCCACAUUCUUGAGUCCCCCGUCUUGGCCUUCAGGGCCCAGCUUCUCCUAGAUGCCUUCUAGUUCCCACACUGUCACCCAGACUUAUGGGGCUCUUCUGCCUUAGUUGAAGGCUGGGCCCACCCACACCGCCCUUGUAUGCUGAAGAUUCGAGUCUUUCGCUCCACUCAGUGCAUGAGAAUUAUUUCUCUGGUCUUCUCAAAAAGACUUAUUUCAGGGCCAGGGUUGUGGUUCAGUGGUAAAGCACGCGCCUAGCUCAGGUGAAGCACUGGGUUCAAUCCUCAGCACCACUUAAAAACAAAAUAAAUAAUAAAUGUAUUGUAUUCACCUACAACUAUAUAUAUACACAUACACACACACACACACACACAUAUGCGCGCACACACACACAUACACACGUACUUUUUAAAAUUUAUUUUAAGACCUAUUUCUCUCAAGCAAUUUCCCCAUUAUGUUAAGGGUGUCCCACCCACCCUUAUGCUUCAGCUCAGAUUCUUUCCUUGUUUUUACCCCCCUGGUGCCCCAACCCAGACAUUUCCCUUGUCCCUACUACCUGAAACCCAGCUGUAUGAGGCUUUGCCAGUUUCUCUUCUCCAAACCCUGCCUAGGCCUUCCCACUGGUUUCAAGCUUCAGGCCAUUCAGCAACCAUCCUCCCAAUUCUAGCUGCUUCCUAUACGUCACCCAGUGAUGUUGAGAGAAGGGGGCCAUGUUUAGGGUAGGAGGGGUUUCAAAGCCAAGGAGUAGCAGCCAGGAUGGAGUAUGCUGGGGAGUGGAGGCAGAUACUAGGGUGAGGCAAAAGAGGCCUCACUCUCAGGGUUGUGGGUGUACCUGCACGUCCUGCACUUCACUUGUGCCCUAUAUGCCUCUCUUGCCCAGCUUAGUGCCACUGCUGGUUAUGGGGAUAGACUUGCAGAAGGGAUGAGGGUGGUGAAAAUUUGCUGUUCUCCACACCUGUGGGGAAAAACUGAGAGAAUGGAAUGCUACAUUCCAUUUAAUAGACCAGUUUGGCGGUGAACUUACCCACCAUCUAAGGCUGAUAUGGCCUGAAGAUCCUGAAGAGCAAGGGUUUUACCAGGCUUCCUUGUUUGGGAACAUUAACACUGGACAUCAUUAGAAGACAGUCUACAGAACACUCAAAGGGAGGUUGGAUUCCUUCACUUAAUAGAGAAGGAGGGCUUCCUGCCCAGUUUCUGGUUGAACCUGGGUGGGGGCAGGAGGUUUAAAGGCCUGAAAGGCACUAGAGUUUGAGCCAUCUUGAGCCAUCUAGCCAGCUGCUAGCACCCUAGUGCCCCUGUCCAGCUGGAUUAUGUAGAUCUCUGUGACAGGUGUUCCCAGGUGCAGACUUGAGACAAAGGAACCAGGAAAUCAGGCCUGCCUGAGCUCAGGUAAUCCGAGGCCCUGCUCCCCCUCUUUCUGCCGGCCUGCCUUGGGGGAGGGGGCGCACAUCCACAGAAUUGACUUCAUGGUGAACUGAACAGGAUCAAAGUCCACAGGGAGCGGGGGAGGGGGCAAUCCAGGAAGUCUUCCUGGUGGCAGUGCAUUCUUGGCAGGGUUCAGCAGGUGCAGGAUCCUCUGGAGCACCAUGGAGUGCAAAGGCCGCCCCCCACCCCACCUGUGGGAGAUGUAGGCCCCAGGGAGGCUCGGCCAGCGCCAGAAGCCCGCAGCACUGCCUUCCAGUCCUGGCCUCUGUCAGCUUGGGGGCCUCUGUAGUACUGACGUCGGGGAGGGGGUCCCUUUCGGGGUCCCUUUCGCUACAGACGAAUUGGGAAGACCUCCCUUGCCACCUGCUGCAGCUUCGGCCUGCAUUCGGUCAGUCUGGUCUGAGUGCCCAUGGCGCCGCCCACUCGCGACGCCAGCGCAUCCUACAGGGGCAGCUCCGCCCACCUAACCUGGUGACCGGGUUCCUUCCCGUGCACGCAGCCUCGGGGCACCUGCCGAGCGGCAGCUCCGCGAGGUAGGUUCUUCAUUCCUCCCAUUUCGCAGAGGAUGGCUCAGUCGGCCCGUCCAAAGUCGCGCAGCUGGUUCGGGCCGAGCCCCGACUGCGAGAGUCAGCCACAUGGCCCCUGCAGACCGGGCCUCGGAGGGUCCCAGGCUUGAGGACCCAUCGGCCCCCCACUCCCUUGGAAAGGCAAGGAGAGGAGCCUGCGCUGGUAGUGAGCUUCCACUUCCGCCCUUGACUACAACACCUUAGGUGCCCUCCUGGCUUAGUCAUGGCGAAGCUGGAGACACUGCCCGUGCGUGCUGACCCAGGGCGGGAUCCCCUCCUGGCCUUUGCCCCACGGCCCUCUGAGCUUGGACCCCCAGACCCCCGCCUGGCCAUGGGCAGUGUGGGCAGUGGGGUGGCCCAUGCCCAAGAGUUCGCCAUGAAGAGCGUGGGCACCCGCACAGGGGGUGGGGGCAACCAGGGCAGUUUCCCAGGCCCCCGAGGCAGUGGCAGUGGGACCAGCAGGGAGAGGCCAGGCCGAUACCCCUCAGAGGACAAGGCUCUCGCCAACUCCCUCUACCUCAACGGCGAGCUGCGGGGCAGUGACCACACAGAUGUCUGCGGCAAUGUGGUGGGUAGCAGCGGUGGCAGCAGCAGCAGCGGUGGCAGUGACAAGGCUCCACCACAGUAUCGUGAGCCCAGCCACCCACCCAAGCUCCUGGCCACCUCUGGCAAGCUAGACCAGUGCUCAGAACCACUAGUUCGGCCAUCAGCCUUCAAGCCUGUUGUACCCAAGAAUUUCCAUUCCAUGCAGAAUUUGUGUCCCCCACAGACCAAUGGGACCCCUGAGGGACGACAGGGCCCUGGUGGCCUCAAGGGUGGACUGGAAAAGUCUCGGACCAUGACCCCAGCAGGCGGAAGUGGGGGCGGCCUCUCAGACUCAGGCCGGAACUCACUCACAAGCUUGCCCACCUACAGCUCCAGCUACAGCCAGCACCUGGCGCCCCUCAGUGCUUCCACCAGUCACAUCAACCGCAUCGGCACUGCCAGCUAUGGCAGUGGCAGCAGUGGUGGGGGCUCGGGCUACCAGGACCUGGGGACUUCUGACAGUGGGCGGGCCUCCAGCAAGAGUGGGUCAUCAUCAUCCAUGGGGCGGCCAAGCCACCUGGGAUCUGGGGAGGGUGGAGGUGGAGGCCUGCCAUUUGCAGCCUGCUCACCACCCUCGCCCAGUGCACUGAUCCAGGAGCUGGAGGAGCGGCUAUGGGAGAAGGAGCAGGAGGUGGCAGCUCUGCGGCGCAGUCUGGAGCAGAGCGAGGCAGCUGUGGCCCAGGUGCUGGAGGAAAGGCAGAAGGCAUGGGAGCGAGAGCUAGCAGAGCUGCGGCAGGGCUGCAGCGGGAAGCUGCAGCAGGUGGCCCGCCGUGCCCAGCGAGCCCAGCAGGGACUACAGCUGCAAGUGCUGCGGCUGCAGCAGGACAAGAAGCAACUUCAGGAAGAGGCAGCCCGGCUGAUGCGGCAGAGGGAAGAGCUAGAGGACAAGGUGGCCGCCUGCCAGAAGGAGCAGGCCGACUUCCUGCCCCGGAUGGAGGAAACUAAGUGGGAGGUGUGCCAGAAGGCCGGGGAGAUUUCCCUUCUGAAGCAGCAGCUGAAGGACUCUCAGGCUGAUGUAUCCCAGAAGCUGAGUGAGAUUGUGGGUCUGCGCUCACAGCUGCGGGAGGGCCGGGCCUCACUGCGGGAGAAGGAGGAGCAGCUGCUCAGCCUGAGGGACUCCUUUGGCAGCAAACAGGCCAGCCUGGAGUUGGGUGAAGGUGAGCUGCCUGCCACGUGCCUCAAGCCUGCGCUGACCCCCGUGGACCCUGCCGAACCACAGGAGGCACUGGCCACCUGCGAAAGUGAUGAGGCCAAGAUGCGCCGUCAGGCUGGGGUGGCAGCUGCUGCCUCCUUAGUUUCCAUGGAUGGGGAGGUGGAUGCUGGAGGGGAGAAUGGGACACGGGCCCUAAGGCGGGAGGUGGGGCGGCUGCAGGCUGAGCUGGCAGCAGAGCGGAGAGCCCGGGAGCGCCAGGGCGCCAGCUUUGCAGAGGAGCGCCGCGUUUGGCUGGAGGAGAAAGAGAAGGUCAUUGAGUAUCAGAAGCAGCUGCAAUUGAGUUAUGUGGAGAUGUACCAGCGCAACCAGCAGCUGGAACGGAGGCUGCGGGAGCGUGGGGCAGCAGGGGGUGCAAGCACUCCUACCCCACAACAUGGUGAGGAGAAGAAGGCCUGGACCCCUUCCCGCCUUGAACGCAUUGAGUCCACAGAAAUCUGAUCCUCCACCUGGGCACGUGGCCUUCUGACAAGUGCCCUGUCUCAAGGCCAGAGUCCCCAGUCUCCCCUCCCUUCCAUUUCCCUUCCCAAUGUGCCCCAUGUCCCCAGACCAAAGAGGUUCUUAGAGCAGCUGUGACAAGGCUCCUCCCUGCCCCCUCAUGCCCUCCCAGUUCCAGUACUGCCCCUGUGGGUAGCCACUCGGACCCUCCUCUUAAGGAGAGAAUGGGGAAAGGGCAGAGUGCAUAGGGAUGAGAGCCCAGGCAGCAGGGAGCAUGCCCCCUUUCUGGGCAGCCCCUUGUUGGAGAUGGAGGCAGCAGGCCUGCAGUGCCAUAAGAUGCCCCAGACCCUCAGGGAGUCUGGGCUGCUGUUGUUGGCCACUUGUGUCUAGUGAUGCUUUCUGUGCUCACUUCCUAGGCCGUGGAGCCUGAGGGGGCCUGCACGGGUCUGCCAAGGCCAACAGACCCUGGGCUCCUGGCCUCUCUCCUUCCUGUGGUGUUAUCCCUCCUUGGGCAGAUUGGCAGGACAAGUAGGAGCAGAUGGCCUGCCUGUGUGGUUGAGAGGGCUACCUGCCCAGCCCCUCCCCCGUAAGGUCUCUUGGGUUUAGGCCUCAGAACCUGGCCUGGCCCUGAGUGUGUAUUCCCUCUGUGUUGGGCUGGAAGCUCAGUGUCCAAGGGAGAUCUUUCCUCAUGUUCUUGCAAAGGGUCAUCUGGAGGUUUCUACCUUCACCCUUCUGGCCAGGAUCCUGCAGGGCAAGAGCCCCAGAUGCUUGGCUUACCCCACACCCAGGGCCACUGUCGGCUCUAACUACAGCUAUUAAGUGCUACCUGCCUCUCAGGCACUCCCCUUGCCCAGCUUCUGAGGUCAGAUGAGUGUCUGUGAUGUCUUCCUGUGUCUUCCCUCACUCACUUCCCCUAGUUUCCUGCUUUCAUGCUCAGAACAUCAUCUUCCCAGGCUGCCUCUUCCCCAGAGUCUCACUUUUCUUUUAGUAGAAAAUUCUGCUUGAUCUUUGGUGCACUGCCCACUUCCCAGCUCCACUGGCCCAAGUCCGAGGCCCUUGUUUUGGGGUGCCAGGAGGGUUGGAUGCAAUUGCGCUUGAAGAACAAGGCUGACCUAAGAGGAACACUAACCUCUUGGUUCCUUGUCAAGCUCUGAGUUGGCUCAGCAUUUGCCCAGGGAGGCCUGGCAUGGCCAUCAGUAGGAGUUGGGACAGCCAAUGUCAUUUCCUUCUCUGGUGGCUCUCUCAGAAUCUAACUCCCCAAGAUAGGAAGGGAACUUGUAAUUUCCCUUCUAAGAAAGCAAAUUUCUAAUUCACCAGCAAUAAAAAUCAGAGGAGGCUUGGCCCUCAGCCCUUGUA
Messenger RNA from Ictidomys tridecemlineatus (thirteen-lined ground squirrel), 8220 nucleotides. NCBI's taxonomy places the organism in Eukaryota, Metazoa, Chordata, Mammalia, Rodentia, Sciuridae. The record is from RefSeq and is a predicted model, not a curated record.